CCCCACCACUAACGUUACACAGCCGCACACAGAGACAUUGAGAGAGAGAGAGAGAGAGAGAGAGAGAGAGAGAGAGAGAGAGAGAGAGAUAUUGGUCAUAGAUCCUCGGAGAGAGAGAGAGAGAGGGAGAGAGAAAUUGGUCAUAGAUCCAGAGAGAGAGAGAGAGAGGGAGGGAGAGAGAGAGAGAGAGGAUUCAGGGAGGUGGUGAGAGAUGGACAAAAGCUGUCACUCAUCAGGGGACUCAACUACCACCACUAAUUCUACCAGCAGCAGCAGCAACAACAACAACAACAAUACAGAUCAAUACCUCAGACACCUCAACAAGAUAUCUCACAAGAUCUCCAAGCCCACCACCACUAGACCCACUUUCGAUCAUCUCCCCCAACGGAAUAUUCCCCAACCACCACCACCUCCGCCGCCGCCGCACCACCUCCCCCCGCCGCCUCCCCCGCCGCAACAACAACAACAACAGCAGCAGCAGCACCAGCCUCCGGUUUACAACAUCAAGAAGAGCGAUUUCCGAGACGUCGUCCAAAAGCUAACCGGUUCACCGGCCCACGAGCGGUUCACCACCCCUCCCCCGAUCCAACCUCCCAAGCCCCCCAGUUCCCGCCUGCAGCGAAUCCGCCCUCCCCCACUCGCGCAGCUUGGCCACCGCCCCCCUCCCUUGCUAAACAACGCCGUCCCGAUCCUAAACCCUAACAACAGCAACAACAACCAGAGACAGGUGGCGCCGCCGCCGCUCUCCCCGCUGCCGCCGUUCCCGUCCGUCCACGCGGCGGCCGAGUCGCCGAUCUCCGCCUACAUGCGCUACCUACAAACAACGACCCAGCAACAGCCUCUGCUUCCUCCGCCACCGCAGCACGCGGCGUCGGCCUCCGCGGGCCAAUCGGCCUUCCUGUUCCCGUCGUCGCCGGUGCCCUUCGGUUGCUUCCCGUCGCCGCGGUCGCCGUACCCUCUGUUGUCCCCCAGCCUGCUGUUUUCGCCUUCAACGGCCGGUCAGUUAGGGUUUCAGCCGUUCCCUGUGUCGCCGAGGAUGCCGGUGACGAGCCCUAGGUGGAAAGAUCUGUGAGUACGUUGUGGAAUCCUGACUCCAAGGGUCGGACAGGUAAAGGAAAGCCUUGCUUAGGUUUUUUUUUUUUUUGAGGGCUUAUACAUAUCUGUUGUAUCUGUACAUUUUUGGGGAUUUAUGUUUUCGAUUUUUAGUUGUUGAAGAAAUGAUAGCUGAUACCUGGUUAUUCUGAGUUUUGUGAUGUAUAUGGUUGUGAAGACAUGUUAAAAAAGGAACCUAGGUUGGCUCUUUGUUGUCAGUUUCUUGAUUGGAAUUGGGGGAAAUUCUCAGCUUUA
This is a messenger RNA of Rhododendron vialii, 1347 nucleotides long. RefSeq names its product VQ motif-containing protein 9. Bases 212 to 1072 code for a protein of 286 amino acids. The record is from RefSeq and is a predicted model, not a curated record. NCBI's taxonomy places the organism in Eukaryota, Viridiplantae, Streptophyta, Magnoliopsida, Ericales, Ericaceae. The transcript has a single exon.